This is a messenger RNA of Portunus trituberculatus (swimming crab), 985 nucleotides long. RefSeq lists its product as uncharacterized. The transcript has 5 exons. The record is from RefSeq and is a predicted model, not a curated record. Lineage: Eukaryota; Metazoa; Arthropoda; Malacostraca; Decapoda; Portunidae. The coding region runs from base 158 to 658 and encodes 166 amino acids.
CACGAUUUAAACCUUCACGGAUGCUGAUUGGUCUGAAGGGCGCGCUCGAAUGAAUCAACUCGCAGUCAACAGUUACACUCACUUCCCUUCAGACACCGUGGAGGAAACGCUCUACCAGUGAAGCAUCGUCAGGAGUAUUCUGAGAGCUAGCGUAGAAAUGAAAGCCCAGGUUUGCGCAGUUAUAAUGGCGUUAACGGCGGGGCUGCUAGUGGGAGCCGCCCGUAAGGAGGACCCUAUGGAAUUUUGGAUUUCCUUCUUUCGUGAUGAACUGUUCAGUAUCUGCGGAGGGGACUUAUGCUGGCCUACAAGCGAGCCGUGCCUCAAGCAGAUGAAGGAACAAAAUUAUACAACGGAGGAGCAACUGCAAGAAGGCAUAGAAGAUUUGACGCACUGUGCCACGAAGAUUGGUGCCACCAACGCAGACUUCAGCACCCUCACUCUGGAGAAACUGAAAGCGGCAUUCUCCAAAGAUAAGGACCCUUCUCUUAAGGCCACAGAGUACAUCAAUUUCAUGAACAGCCACGGAGUUAUUGGCAAGAAGCUUCAACACGGCAUGUUACGCUGUACUAACAAUAUAAGCGGCGAGCUCCCCAAACUGAAGGAGUGCGUAAAGAAGGCAAAAGCUGAAGAAAAUAAUGAAACAGAACCUACUGAAUAGACACCUUGCUUCAAGGCCAAGCACUGUCCUGAAGCACUGGAAGACAGCCAUCAAGAACCAAUCCAAAAGAUUACGAGUUAGCAUACUCAUUCUCUCUCUCUCUCUCUCUCUCUCUCUCUCUCUCUCUCUCUCUCUCUCUCUCUCUCUCUCUCUCUCUCUCUCUCACACACACACACACACACACACACACACACACACACACACUUCAAACAACAUAAAUGAAAAAUAAAUCAUCAAAUGAAUAAACAAAUUAACAAUAAAUAAAUACCACAGUGAAACAUAAUGAAUAGAGAACUGCUAAUGAGAGGAGAAGAACAUGAAGAUGAC